GAAGAAGAAGAAGAAGAAGAGUGCCAUCGCGGAGCUGUUUCCGGUGCUACGUGUAAACAAAGCCUGUUAGCGGCUCCGUUAGCGGCUUCGUGAGGACGGACCGGCGGAAAUCAGAAUCCGCGGAUUCGGUUACGAGAAAGUGGGUGAUGGAGUGAACAGAGCCGGCGGGAUGUCCAUGGAAGACCCGUUCUUCGUCGUCAAAGGCGAGGUGCAGAAAGCAGUCAACGCUGCUCAGAGCCUCCAUCAUAGAUGGAGCGAACUGAUGGUGGAGGGAGGCGGAGCCUCCAAGGAGGAGAUAGACUGGACGACCAAUGAGCUGAGGAACAGCCUGCGCUCCAUCGAGUGGGACCUAGAGGACCUUGACGAGACAAUCAGUAUUGUCGAGUCGAACCCAAAGAAGUUCAACCUGGAUGCUGCCGAGCUGUCUAAGAGGAAGGCCUUCAUCAACAGCAUGCGGGUUGCCGUCAAGGAAAUGAAAGCUCAGAUGUCGAUUCCACCUGCUGCUUCUGACCGAAAGAACAAACAGGCUCUGCUGGGUGAACGUGGUGCUCAGGGCCCCAUAUGGCAGCCUGGUGCAGAUAAGUACAGCCGACUGGACCACCAGCUACAGAACGCUAACUCUCAGAUCAUCGAGGAACAGCAGGUCCAGCAGCAGCUGAUUGCGGAGCAGCAGGAUGAGCAGCUGGAACUUGUGUCGGGAACCAUCGGAGUCCUGAAGAACAUGUCGGAGCGAAUCGGCAUGGAGCUGGAUGAGCAGGCCGUGAUGUUGGAUGACUUUGGCCAUGAGAUGGACAACACUCAGUCCAAACUGGACAACGUAAUGAAGAAGCUCGCCAAGGUGUCCCACAUGACCAGCGAUCGUCGUCAGUGGUGUGCCAUCGGCGUGCUGCUUACCAUCCUCUUCAUCAUCAUUCUCCUUUUCUUUAUACUCUGAUCAAUGCCUCCACCUAUCGACAUGAAAUCUUAAUCCCGUUUACUGGACUCCAUUUAUACUCUACUGAACAUUCUUUGGACUGUGCUGAACUUUAUUUAGACUCUAAUGGACUCUUCCUGCUGAUCGGGAGUGAACAGCACUUUUGGUUCCUUGAGUGUUUAACUGUUAGAACCACCUCAGAGGUCAAAGGUCAUGUUUGGUGUGGUUUUGAUUGGUUGUUCUUUUUAUUUAAAACUGAAAAUAACAAGUUUCA
Maylandia zebra (zebra mbuna) is the source of this 1187-nucleotide messenger RNA. It is a transcript of the gene stx6, whose product is annotated as syntaxin 6. NCBI's taxonomy places the organism in Eukaryota, Metazoa, Chordata, Actinopteri, Cichliformes, Cichlidae. Gene Ontology annotation, molecular function: SNAP receptor activity. Gene Ontology annotation, cellular component: membrane. Gene Ontology annotation, biological process: Golgi vesicle transport; intracellular protein transport. The record is from RefSeq and is a predicted model, not a curated record.